Fundulus heteroclitus (mummichog) is the source of this 3586-nucleotide messenger RNA. RefSeq names its product olfactomedin 1b (gene olfm1b). The transcript has 6 exons. NCBI's taxonomy places the organism in Eukaryota, Metazoa, Chordata, Actinopteri, Cyprinodontiformes, Fundulidae. Gene Ontology annotation, biological process: signal transduction. Bases 655 to 2112 code for a protein of 485 amino acids. The record is from RefSeq and is a predicted model, not a curated record.
GUGACCAGCGAAUGCUCAGCUUUUAUUGUGGCGACAGAAAGGGCAACGGGGGAGAAAUGUGACAGUCCGGCUCACAGAAUCGCCCCUCAGCAUCACCGUCGGCUGACCUCAUUGUCGUGAAAGCCCGCGUCGGACGGCUUUAUUGACGACUCAGCUGCGGACCGAGAUUGGAUAUUCCAAUGAACGGGGCCCCGUCCUGCGUGACAUCAUUGCGUCUGGCGCUGUGGAGAGCCACGGCACCUCCUCUUUUCUCCUCACAUCCACUCGCAGCCGUCCGUGCGAGCAGUUAAUCACCGAGCGCACCCUGACAGGAGGCGGACCCAGAUAGUAAGGGCGAACCGGAGAUCGAGGGCAGCAUUGUGCGGGACGGCCAGCAAAGAGGAUCGAUGCAUCUGCAGCUUUCGGGGUUUUACGCCCGCCAUCCUCUACUGGAUCAAGUGUCACGGCUCCCGUCUCUGUCCCGCAUCCUUCUCCGCGUCUGCGUCCGAGCGCCGCAUCCUUGUGGAGAUGUCCACGAAUAGCCGAGCCGAACCGGAGACCCGGUCGGACCUGCAAGAUGCUGUGGGCACCGUAACUCGCCUCCCCCGUUUCUCCGCGGAGUCUGUAGAAUGAAGGAGGAUUGACGUCGAGUCCCGAGACCGGAGCGCGAAGAAGAUGACGGUGCCGUUGUUGAAGAUCGGGGUCGUGCUGAGCACCAUGGCGAUGAUUACCAACUGGAUGUCGCAGACCCUCCCCUCUCUGGUGGGGCUCAAUACUACCAAGCUGACAGCGGCGCAGGGAGGGUACCCAGACCGGAGCACGGGAGUGUUGCCAGCAAACCCAGAGGAGUCGUGGCAGGUCUACAGUUCCGCCCAGGAUAGCGAAGGGAGGUGUGUCUGCACUGUGGUGGCGCCCCAGCAGUCCAUGUGCUCGCGGGAUGCCCGCACCAAACAACUGAGGCAGCUGCUGGAGAAGGUCCAGAACAUGACCCAGUCCAUCCAGGUGCUGGACCAGCGCACCCAGAGGGACCUUCAGUACGUAGAGAAGAUGGAGGUCCAGCUCCGUGGCCUGGAGACCAAGUUCAGGCAGGUGGAGGAGAACCACAAGCAGAACAUUGCUAAGCAAUACAAGGCCAUAAAGGCGAAAAUGGAGGAGCUUAGGCCGUUGAUACCAGUGUUGGAGGAGUACAAAGCCGAUGCCAAAUUGGUAUUGCAAUUUAAGGAGGAGGUCCGAAAUCUGACGUCAGUUCUAAGCGAGCUACAAGAAGAGAUGGGGGCCUAUGACUACGAGGAGCUCCACAACAGAGUGUCAAAUCUUGAGGAGAGACUGCGAGCAUGCAUGCAAAAAUUAGCCUGCGGCAAACUGACGGGCAUCAGUGAUCCACUCACCAUCAAGACGUCUGGAUCCAGGUUUGGCUCCUGGAUGACGGACCCACUGGCACCUGAGGGAGAUACCCGGGUUUGGUACAUGGAUGGCUACCACAAUAACCGCUUCGUUCGGGAGUAUAAGUCCAUACACGACUUCAUGACGUCAGACAACUUCACAUCCCACCGGCUGCCCCACCCGUGGUCAGGAACAGGUCAGGUGGUCUACAACGGCUCCAUCUACUUCAACAAAUUCCAGAGCCACGUCAUCAUCAAGUUCGACUUCCGCACCUCCUCCAUCAGCAAGUCCCGGCAGCUCGAUUACGCCGGCUUCAACAACGCGUACCACUACGCCUGGGGAGGCCAUUCAGACAUCGACCUAAUGGUCGACGAGGGGGGGCUGUGGGCCGUCUACGCCACCAACCAGAAUGCUGGCAAUAUUGUCAUCAGCAAGCUAAACCCCAACACCCUGCAGAUCAUCAAGAGUUGGACCACCAACCACCCCAAACGGAGCGCUGGCGAGUCUUUUAUGAUCUGCGGCACGCUCUAUGUUACAAACGGAUACUCAGGAGGAACCAAGGUUUAUUACGCCUACUCCACCAACUCCUCUACUUAUGAGUAUAUUGACAUUCCCUUACAGAAUAAGUACUCGCAUAUCUCCAUGCUAGACUACAACCCUCGUGACCGGGCCCUCUACGCCUGGAACAAUGGCCACCAGGUCCUGUAUAACGUGACACUGUUUCACGUCAUCCGCUCAGAGGAACUGUAAUGGAUGAGGAUUCAGCAAAAACGAAUAAAUGUUUUUUUUUCUUGAGAAAAAAAAAAACUAAUUCUAUUCAAUAUCUGAAAGUAGAGACCAAACCACAACAUCUUGUUAAAACAAAGAACUUCUGAAAGACUGCAUUAUCCAUGAAUGCAAAGUGGACUGAAUGUGUAUAUGAAUACAAAUCUAUUAUUGUGUUUCAUUCCAAAAUUAGAUGUUAUUACAUAAAAAAACUGAACUAUUAUUUAUCUCAAGAACAAAAAAAUUUCAAUGUAAGGAAAAAGAAAGCUUUGUAAAUAAAUGUCUCACGGUUACGUUUGGAUUUUAUUUUAGUGUACUUUAUUUUGAUAGCUGCCGUUAAUAUAUUAGAGGCAUUUUAUUUUGGAAUGAAACUCUUUAAUCAUUUGUUGACUAGAAAAAAAUGAUUGUAAAAUUAGAAAAUAUAUUAUACUUAAAAUAGUAAGAACAGAUGCCAAUAAAAAAAGAAAAAUAUCACGCCUUUUUUAUAUACGUAAGCAAAUAUCAACCUAAGGUCAUUCCUGCAGCUCCAGUUUUUUUGCCGAGCUCUUCCCAAAUGGACUUUUCUGUUGUCAGUAGGGAUGGUGGUGGUGGUGUCAUGGAACAAGGACUGUUGGUAAUAAACUGUGGGAUCCCCACCCCAUGCCCGAAGGCCUACAGAUAAAAGUGGGAGGUCAGUCCAGUCAGGACUGGAUAGCUUAGAGGAGGCAGUCUGUCAUAUCAUUUUAUCAGAGUACAGUAGCAAAUCUAAAGUUUGUAGAGAAUCAACAAUAACAUCUACUAAAAGACCUGAAGGCACUGACUGUUGAUCGCAAUGUUUUUUUAUUUAAUUUUUUUCUGUAUUGGUGAUGAUGUGUUGAAAAAGCUUUCUUUGCAUGAUUGUUUUCUAUAUCUCCACUCUGCUCUGCUGAAUGUCUUUUGCUGUAUGAUUCUACAAAACAAGAGAAAGGAGUUGGAAGAAGGAAAAACAUUUGCAAAGAUUUGCGAAUACUUUUAGUUUUCCCUCUGCUUGUCCCUAUUUAAUGUAUGUUUCAUUUGCUUGAAUUUCUUUGCCUCCAUUUUAAAUGUUCUUGUACCACUUUAACCGUUCGCACUGGUUUUGCCUCCUUGUAUUUAUUUUAUUGGACUAUGUAGGAGAAAUCUAGCUAGCUCAUUGAUCUAUGAAGUCAGAAAAAAAAUAAUAACAGAAUGUAUGAAGUAAUGUAUUGUUGGUAGGGGAACCUGGUUCCCUUAUCUUCGUCUCACAUCAUGCGCCUGAAGGGGGGAGAGGUUUACAUUAAAAGGAUAGUCCCAUCUCAUGCCAUGUAUCCCCCCCACUGUUAGCGGAGGAUAAUGUUUGUUAAAUGUACGUAUACCCUUGCUAAAGACAAAAGCUUUUCACUCUUUUUGCGCUUUGCUGGAAUUGUGUUGUAUCUGAAAUGAGAUGGGUAAUGAUUCGUGUCAAUAAAACAGAGAAAUCUGG